Fusarium coffeatum is the source of this 744-nucleotide messenger RNA. RefSeq lists its product as uncharacterized. NCBI's taxonomy places the organism in Eukaryota, Fungi, Ascomycota, Sordariomycetes, Hypocreales, Nectriaceae. Gene Ontology annotation, cellular component: extracellular region. The coding region runs from base 1 to 744 and encodes 247 amino acids. Gene Ontology annotation, biological process: carbohydrate catabolic process. The record is from RefSeq and is a predicted model, not a curated record. Gene Ontology annotation, molecular function: cutinase activity. The transcript has 3 exons.
AUGAAGCCCACCCAAGUCCUUAUCGCUCUCGCGGCCAUUGCCUAUGCUGCCCCUGUUGCAGAGGAGAGCAAGGUCGAGGCUCUGGAAUUCGAUGAUGACUUCCCGCUCGCCGAGCUGGAGGCGUACUUUGAAAACCACCUCAACGGUCAAGAGUCUGAUACCAACUCCCUCCAGGCCAGACAGUUCAGUGGUUCAUCCUACAACCAGCUCACCGACGGCACACCUUGCCGUCCUGUCACCGUGAUCUACGCCCGAGGAACUACUCAGGCUGGUAACGUAGGAGACAGGGCUGCUGUUGGACCGGUCCUAUUUAACAACCUCGCCUCCCGCAUUGGCUUGAACAAUCUGGCUGUUCAGGGUGUCACUUACCCUGCCAAUGUUGCUGGUUUCCUGGCUGGGGGUGACGCUGCUGGCAGCAGGACAAUGGCUGAUCUUAUCACUCGGGCUGCUAGUCAGUGCCCCAGCACUAAAAUCAUCAUCAGUGGCUACAGCCAAGGCGCCCAGCUUGUGCACAACGCUGCUGGUAUGCUAUCUGCCUCUGUCACCAACCGAGUUACUGGUGCUGUUACCUUCGGUGACCCAAAGCAGAGACAGUCUUUCGGCACUAUCCCCUCGGCCCGCACAAAGAUUUUCUGUCGUUCUGGGGAUAACAUCUGUGACGGCGGUGUUAUUAUCACUCCUGCGCACAGCCAGUACCAGCAGGAUGCUCCUGCUGCCGCUGACUGGAUUGCCGCUCGUGUUUAG